Messenger RNA from Chrysochloris asiatica (Cape golden mole), 1371 nucleotides. It is a transcript of the gene ITPK1, whose product is annotated as inositol-tetrakisphosphate 1-kinase. Gene Ontology annotation, cellular component: cytoplasm. The transcript is spliced from 10 exons. Gene Ontology annotation, molecular function: inositol-3,4,5,6-tetrakisphosphate 1-kinase activity; inositol-1,3,4-trisphosphate 5-kinase activity; inositol-1,3,4-trisphosphate 6-kinase activity. The coding region runs from base 105 to 1367 and encodes 420 amino acids. The record is from RefSeq and is a predicted model, not a curated record. Gene Ontology annotation, biological process: inositol trisphosphate metabolic process. Lineage: Eukaryota; Metazoa; Chordata; Mammalia; Afrosoricida; Chrysochloridae.
CGCCGCCGGGAGGAGGUGCCCGCCAGCUCGCUCGCGGCGCGCGCCGGCCGCCAGCCUCGGCCUGUGGGCGAUCUUCGGCCCCGGCUCCCCGUCCGAGGAGGAAGAUGCAGACCUUUCUGAAAGGGAAGCGAGUUGGCUACUGGCUGAGCGAGAAGAAAAUAAAAAAACUGAAUUUCCAGGCCUUCGCCGAGCUGUGCAGGAAACGAGGGAUAGAAGUCGUGCAGUUGAACCUCAGCCGGCCAAUUGAGGAGCAGGGCCCCCUGGAUGUCAUUAUCCACAAGCUGACCGAUGUCAUCCUUGAAGCGGAUCAGAACGACAGCCAGUCUCUGGAGCUGGUACACCGGUUCCAGGAGUACAUCGAUGCCCACCCCGAGACCAUUGUCUUGGACCCUCUUCCUGCCAUCAGGACCCUGCUGGACCGCUCCAAGUCCUACGAGCUCAUCCGGAAGAUCGAGGCCUAUAUGAAAGAUGACCGCAUCUGCUCCCCACCCUUCAUGGAACUCACCAGCCUGUGCGGGGACAACACUAUGCAGCUCCUAGAGAGGAACGGCUUGGCUUUCCCGUUUAUCUGCAAAACCAGAGUGGCUCAUGGCACCAGCUCUCAUGAGAUGGCCAUUGUAUUCAACCAGGAGGGCCUGAAUGCCAUCCAGCCCCCCUGCGUGGUCCAGAAUUUCAUCAACCACAAUGCCGUCUUAUACAAGGUGUUUGUGGUCGGCGAGUCUUACACUGUGGUGCAGAGGCCCUCACUGAAGAACUUCUCCGCGGGCACAUCAGACCGAGAGUCCAUCUUCUUCAACAGCCACAAUGUGUCGAAGCCGGAGUCUUCAUCAGUGUUGACCGCGCUGGACAGGAUCGAGGGCGUGUUUGAGCGGCCGUGCGACGAGGUCAUCCGGGAGCUGUCCCGGGCACUGCGGCAGGCGCUGGGUGUGUCGCUCUUUGGAAUUGACAUUAUCAUCAACAACCAGACGGGACAACACGCUGUCAUCGACAUCAACGCCUUCCCAGGUUAUGAGGGCGUGAGCGAGUUCUUCACAGACCUCCUGAACCACAUCGCCACCGUCCUGCAGGGCCAGAGCUCGGCCGCGGGGGACACCGGGGACACAGCCCCACAGAGGCACAGCAGGCUCCUGGCGGAGCAGGUGGGCAGCCACGCGGGUGAGCGGACAUACAGCGCCAGCCCCGGCUGCUGCAGCAGCAAGAUGGGCCAAGACCCACCCUGGAAGGCCGAGGCCGACGCCGCCAGCAGCGCAGGCCCCAGCGGCCCCGCCAAGCUGCAGCACCAGAGACUCGGCUGCACCACCGCCGUGUCCCCCAGCUUCCAGCAGCACUGCGUGGCCUCCCUGGCCACCAAGGCCUCCUCCCAAUAGCCAC